Messenger RNA from Oreochromis aureus, 1562 nucleotides. RefSeq names its product BCL2 associated athanogene 1 (gene bag1). Gene Ontology annotation, cellular component: cytosol; cytoplasm; nucleus. NCBI's taxonomy places the organism in Eukaryota, Metazoa, Chordata, Actinopteri, Cichliformes, Cichlidae. The transcript is spliced from 7 exons. Gene Ontology annotation, biological process: protein stabilization. The record is from RefSeq and is a predicted model, not a curated record. Gene Ontology annotation, molecular function: protein-folding chaperone binding; adenyl-nucleotide exchange factor activity. Bases 107 to 730 code for a protein of 207 amino acids.
CCACUUAACGCGAUCACCAGUUAAACUGUAACACCGGAAGUAGUUAGCAAUAAGCAACAGUUAGCUUUGCGUUUGAUGUUGUGAUUAAAGGACGCCGGAAAGCAAAAUGUCGGAGCAAACGAUAACUAUGACAGUCGCAUACGGAUCCUCUAAGCACAGCAUUACGCUAACAGGCCAUGAGGGUGGAAAAGGACCCACUGUUAAAGACCUGUCAGAUGCUCUCGCUCAAGCCACCGGAGUCCCACCUGCCUCUCAGAAACUUAUUUUUAAAGGGAAGUCACUGAAAGACAUGGAAGAGAGCCUUUCCAGCUAUGGAAUAAAAGAAGGCUGCAAACUCAUGAUGAUUGGAAAGAGGAACAGCCCAGAGGAAGAAGCUGAACUGAGGAAACUCAAAGACAUUGAGAAAUCUGUGGAGCAGAUGGCCAAGAAGCUGGAGAAGGUAGACGGGGAGUUGACUGGACUGAAAAACGGCUUUCUCGCCAAAGACCUCCAGGCAGAGGCCUUGGGUAAACUAGACCACAGAGUAAAAAUAGCAGCUGAGCAGUUCAUGAAGAUCCUGGAGGAGAUAGAUGCUAUGAGUAUUCCAGAAAAUUUCAAUGACUGCAGAAUGAAGAAAAAAGGACUUGUAAAAACAGUGCAGGAUUUCCUCGCCCAGUGCGACAAGAUCGAGGCUUGUAUAUCAGACCAUCUAUCAAAGAUCCAGUCAAAAAACCUGGCUUUGGCAGAAUAGUGAAGUCUCUUUUGUCACUUGUUCUAUACAUUGCUCUGUGAGCAAUGACAAAGUGUGCAGAAAGCUUCAAGUGUGAAGCAGAUCCUGGUUUAUUUAUUACUGGUGUGAAGCAAAUGAUCAAGUGGAAAGAAGGAUGCUGGUUAUCAGGAACGAUGUUGGAUACGUAACACAAGCAAAUCCUCCUGGUUCAAGACAGAUACGAAGUGCCGUCUGAGAAAAUUUAACCAUGAACUUGCAGGAAAUGGAUCAGAUGCAAUUUUAAUUAGUGUAAAAGAGAUGUCAAUGCCAAAUAUCUAAAAAUGCCCCGUUUGUUGCCCUGUAUGUCUCUAAAACAUAAUGAGUUUUGUUCCUCAUUGUGCACAAGCUGCAGUGAAUGAUUUAUGAUCAGAAAUAUAUAGAAACACUGUUUAAUUGGGGAAGUUCCAAAAAGCAAUAUCCACUCAGGAUAGUGGAUUCCUCCCAUUGGGCCACAAGAGGCUUAUUAUGUUGUGUGAUAAACAUUUAUUGUCCUUAUGGGUCUGAAUGGGUCACUGUUCCCUGGCUUUUACCUGCCAUGCUGUCUUUUGAGAACAAGCAAUCAACUAGCGACCUGUAUAAGGCGUACCCUGCCUCCCACCCCCAUGACCGUGAAUUGUGAAAAUUGGUUAAGAAAACUGAUGAAUGGAUUUUCCAAUAUGAGUCUGGCCCUUGUGAGACUGGCAAAUUUUCUUCAUCAUUUGUGAUGAUAAGCAAAAUUUAUUUGGGUUUUAAAAUGAAUGAUUGGCCCAGAGCAAUAACAACAAAAUUAUAUCUUACCACCUUCUGCAGCCCUAGCUCAUACAAGUAAAACAAA